AUGUCGUUAACUACAGUAGCCAUUAUGUACAGUAACACCAGAUACAUAUCGACAGUCAACUACGUGCAUUUUGAAAAUAAUCAGGAACAAAAUCAAAUACCUAAACAUAUAGACCAAAACCGGUUAGUCCUAAAUGACACUUUUAAGACUGGUUCAGAAGUAGGCGUUGAAAAUAUGAUUGUAAAAGAUUCAAGAAGGCUGUUAGAAGUGAUAAAUUCUUCAGAGAACUUGAGUGUUUACAUAAAAGAUCUGGAUGGUGUUUUGGAAGAUGUUUCUAAUGUGAAUGAUGAUAUAUUCAAAGGUAAUCACACUGAAACUAAUCUGGAAACUCGUAGAGGAGGAGAAUUUAAUUCACCAAUAAAAUAUGUUCGUGACGAUAAAAUAGUGAUAGCUUUGUAUCACAUUUACCAUACACAGCUGAAAUGGGCUACCAAAAAGUUGGACAUGUCUAAAUGUUAUCACACUUCAAACUGUAGAGUUAUACACCAGGCAAAAUGUUCCGAUACACCUGUAGAGGCGGAUGCUGUUGUAUUCCAGGGAAACAACAUGCCGAGGGAUCGUCCCACAAGACUUGAUAAAAACCAAGUGUUCGUGUAUCUAAAUAUAGAAUCACCGCAAUAUCUUCAACAGACCAGAAUAGGUAACCCCUUUUUUAAUGAUUUUUUCAACUGGACUAUGACAUACAGACAAGAUUCUGAUAUCCCAUACCUCUAUGGAACAGUUUUACCUCGAAGUUAUGAUAAAAGUGAGUAUUUAUCGAAAGCUGAGAAAGUGAGCGGAGCUUUGGAUAUCAAAAAUUACCACGACAAAUAUAACAUUACAGACAGACGUACAGAUAGAGAUAAGAAGAACUAUUCCGCUAUAUUCAGAAAAAAGAAAAAAUCUUCUGUUUGGUUCGUGAGUCAUUGCGGUACAGCGAGUAAAAGAGAGCUGUAUAUUUCAAAAAUGAAGAAAUUCACCGAUGUUGAUAUAUUUGGAAGAUGCAGUGAAAGAACAAACGAGUGUCCAAAAAAGAAUCCACACUGUGGCAAAAAUGUUAAAGAUAACUAUAAAUUCUUUUUGGCUUUUGAAAAUUCGCUUUGUGAGGAUUACAUAACAGAAAAAGUUUUCAGGUGGCUAAGUGAGGAUAUUAUAGUUGUUGUGCGCGGGGCGCGUUAUUAUAAACGCUAUUUGCCAGACGGUACCUAUAUCGACGCAGACGGCUUUAAUUCAGCAGAAGAUCUUGCCAAAUUUUUGACACAGUUAGGUUCAGAUGAAGAUGAAUAUUUGAAAUAUUUGAAAAGAAAGGAUGAAUAUCAGGUAAUUAGCGAGGAAGAGCACGUGCAACUUGCGUACUGUAACCUGUGCUAUAAAUUGAACAAUCUAGAACGUUUCAGAAAACCCGCUCGUCUUUUAUACGAGUGGUGGAACGCUGAAAAAUGUAUUAGACCAAACGAUAUAUUUAGGUAA
Messenger RNA from Mercenaria mercenaria, 1449 nucleotides. RefSeq names its product alpha-(1,3)-fucosyltransferase C-like. The transcript has a single exon. NCBI's taxonomy places the organism in Eukaryota, Metazoa, Mollusca, Bivalvia, Venerida, Veneridae. The record is from RefSeq and is a predicted model, not a curated record. Bases 1 to 1449 code for a protein of 482 amino acids. Gene Ontology annotation, cellular component: membrane. Gene Ontology annotation, molecular function: alpha-(1->3)-fucosyltransferase activity.